UGGCAUGCCGGUGGCACGGUCAGCUGCCGUGAGCCUCGUCGUGCUCGUCGCCGCCGUCGCAGAUGCAGUCGUCUGGAGCCACGGAAGGUUCCCGCUUCCGGCGCCUCUCUUGCCGCAGGUGGCGUCGCCGGCUCGCAUUGGCAUCGUCGAGACGCUGCCGAUCGGGAGCUUCGACCUCGCUCCGCUGCCAGGCAGCAAGUCGACGGCAGAAGGGCUCGCAGCCCUCUUCGAUGCGGCGACAGAGACGAUCGAUAUCCUUGCCAUGUACUGGAACCUCGAGGGCGUCGACGACCACAAGAUCUACUCGGACGACGAGCUGCAAGCGUUUGGCGCUCGCCAUGGUCACGCUGUGUACGCCGCCUUGCGCCACGCCGUCGAGCGCAAUGUCUCGGUUCGCGUCGUGGGCUCCAAGAGCGAUCAGUUCCAGCCGACCGAAAUCGAGUCGUUUGUCCCGAACAUUCGUCUCUGGGACGCUGUGCAUUGGUACGGCGGCGGCAUCAUGCACCAGAAGAUGGUGCUCGUCGACAAGCAGCACGCGUACUUGGGGAGCGCCAACAUGGACUGGAAGUCGCUCGCGCAGGUCAUGGAGGUCGGCGUCGUGCUGGAGGCCGCGCCAGCGAUCGUCGAUGACAUGCAGCGCCUCUUUGAGCUCUGGUGGGCGUGGAGCGACCCUGCCCUCGUCGCUCGAUAUGCCCCCAUCGACGUCUUUUCCGACAAGUUCCAGGUCACGCUGCGCCUGCCUCCGUGGUCCGACGACGUGCCCGAGGCGUCUCGCGUGCCGAGUCCAUUUACGGAUGCGAGCAUGAGCUCCAUCUUCAACAAGGUCCACAAUUUGCACACGCUGCUCAACAACAAGCCAGCGGGCGUCUUUCUCUCGGCCUCACCGGACAGCGCCACGUCCGGGGCUCGAACCCGCGACGAAGACGCGCUCGUCUACACGCUGCAGUCGGCCAAGACCGCAGUGAGUCUCAGCGUCAUGGACUUUCUGCCCUUCGCCACGUAUCCCAUUGCGACGCACGCGUCCGGUUCGAUCCACUGGCCUGCGCUCACCGAUGCCAUUCUGAGCGUUGUCCUGGCCCGUAACGUCAGCGUGCGCCUGCUUGUGAGUCACUGGGCGCACUCGCGACCUGUCAUGGUGACAGCACUCCGGCAGCUCCAAGCCCAAGCCGAUCUGCACCACAAGCGAGGGCUCGGGCGGGUUGAGAUUCGGCUGUUCGAGGUGCCGGGUUAUAACGAGACGGUGCCGGCGCCAGGGCGGUUCCCGCCGUUCAGUCGCGUGAACCACGCCAAGUUUAUUGUCUCGGACUCGCGCGUCAACAUUGGCACGAGCAACAUGGAGUGGGGUUACUUUUACAACACGGCGGGUGCGAGCUUCAAUACAAACCACCCGGACGCGAUCGCCGCCGUCCAAGCCAUCUUUGACCGCAACUGGGCCUCGGCGUACGCCCGUCCGCUUGCUUAACGUCGCAACCGACUAUGGAAUGACACGUAAU
Molecule: messenger RNA, 1493 nt
Organism: Saprolegnia parasitica CBS 223.65
Lineage: Eukaryota; Oomycota; Saprolegniomycetes; Saprolegniales; Saprolegniaceae
Exons: 2
Coding region: 5-1462 (485 amino acids)
Molecular function (GO): catalytic activity
Source: RefSeq, a predicted model, not a curated record